Anastrepha ludens (Mexican fruit fly) is the source of this 2222-nucleotide messenger RNA. RefSeq names its product delta-sarcoglycan. Gene Ontology annotation, biological process: heart contraction; cardiac muscle tissue development. Bases 721 to 1674 code for a protein of 317 amino acids. The transcript has 5 exons. The record is from RefSeq and is a predicted model, not a curated record. NCBI's taxonomy places the organism in Eukaryota, Metazoa, Arthropoda, Insecta, Diptera, Tephritidae. Gene Ontology annotation, cellular component: sarcolemma; sarcoglycan complex.
CAAAAACAACAGAGAGUCUCCAAAGUGGCAAUUGAUCUGCAAUUGGACACAGCAAAAACAGCAACAACAGCAACUUUUCAAUUCACAUCACCCACUGCAACAUUUAAGCGCAAAAAGCAGCAACAACAAAAACAAUUCGAACAUCAAUUACACAACAACAAUAACUGUUACAACAAUCAAACAGCGGUAAUUAAUAAUUCGCUACCAAUAGAACAACAACAACAAUUGAACUCAAAAUCCCCAAGCCGCAUUAGCGUUCAGGGUGGCAAUGUGCAACAUGCACCAGCAACGAACACUUCGGUUGUGUUGAAUGGUAUUGGGGCGCCAAAAGCAACGAAAACGACAAAUCCGGCGAUUGUUGACGAUAUUUUAGGUCUUCGUGCAGGUGCCAGUGGGGGCACUGGUGGGUGUCACAUUGACAACCUAACAACAACAGCGACAAACAUACGCACGCCACACCACCACCACACGUUACCACGUUUCGUCACAACAACAACAACAACAACAGCAACAACAAAACCAUUGCCACGUGCUGCUGCUUAUGCCGCUGACAAACUCGAUUUAGUGGGCAGCCACACAAGUAAAUCGCCGCUGGUGGCGUUCACAAACUCACAACUAAACGGCCAAAAUAAGCGACAACGUGCCACACCCAAGGUGAAACCGGCUCAACGACAACAUCAACAGCAAUCACGGCUACAACAGCAGGCGUUGCCAAAGAGAAUGCCCACAGGCGCUGCUGGUGGCAGUGGCAGUGCGAAUGGUAGCGGUAGUGGCAAUAGCAGCAAUUACAGCAACAACAAUAACAACAGUACACUGCACAAAGGUAACAGCGCAUUCAUGGACAGUUUGGGCGCACACUUAGAGUUGGUGGGGUGGCGUAAGAAGUGCCUGUAUGGCUUGCUAGUGCUGCUGAUGCUGCUCAUCAUCACGAAUUUGGUGUUGACGCUGUGGAUACUGAAGGUGAUGGAAUUCACAACGGAUGGCAUGGGGCAGCUGAAGAUAGUGCCAGGCGGCAUACAACUAACCGGUCAAGCGCUCAUAAUGGAUAUGCUGCGUGCAUCGACAAUACGCUCCAGGCACGGCCAGCCGAUAGCGAUAGAAUCAUCACGUAAUUUUUCAAUCAAUACACGUGACGCGAAUGGCAUGCUGGAGAAUCAUUUAUUUCUUGGGCACGACAAGCUCGAAUGCCUGGCGAAGGAAAUUCGCAUCAAUGACACCAAUGGACGAAAUUUAUUUUCUGUAAAUCAAAAUGAAGUCACAAUCGGUGCACACGCGCUGCGAAUUGACGGCGAAGGUGGCGCCAUAUUUCGGGAAUCCAUACAAACGCCACAUGUACGCGCCGAACCGGGGCGCGAGCUGAGACUGGAAUCACCAACACGUCAGCUGGAGGUGACAGCAGCAAAGGACAUAAAUUUGCAAUCACGUGCCGGAGCAAUCGAAGUGACUGCGCUAAAGGAUGUGCGACUGAGUGCGCUUGAUGGAAGUCUGCGCUUGGAAUCCUCCAAAAUCCUUAUGCCGAAUCUGCGUACAGCGCAACCGCCUUCGUUGGGAGCGCCACAAAGUCGUGACCAUUUGCAUCGUGUCUUCCAGCUGUGCGCCUGUUCGAAUGGCAAACUCUUUCUUGCUGCGCCGCACUCGAUAUGCGCCGGAGAUGAUAGUACCGUUUGCAGAUGAUUGCCCGAACGUAGACAAUAAAAUGAGGAAGAAGUGCACUCCGGAGAGCGGAUGUUGAGAAAAUAAAGGAAAAAGGAGGAAUUAAUAACAAUUAAAUAGUAAAUAGAUAUGUAUGUAUGUGUAGGCACUAAGACUAAGUAUAGGUAAAAUCAAGCAGGGGCUAAAGUAGUAUUCAUAUUGAUGUAAAUGUUGAAAAUGAUGCAUGUAAAAUAUAGGAAAAGCAUAUACAGCGGUGGCCAGGUAAUUAAGGAACGAUAGAAGGUUGAGGAAAUAAAUGUUCCAUAAACUAUGGAGAAAUAAAAAGUACUUUGAAAUACUGUUUUGUGUGCAAGUAUGAGUAAAAAUUUUUGAACUUUCAAAGGUACACUCAUGGGCAGUAAAAUAGGUGUGCGGGGUUAUGGACACAUUUGGCUAUGUUACUUAUUGUGUAUUUAGUGUGCAUUAAUUUUUUAUAAUUCUUUGUACAAAAACACGAUAUGAAUCGGCUUUUCAAACCUUAUGCAAAAAUUAUAAAAAGUAUGAAAAUCGUUUUUUCACACUUUGGGCAA